Messenger RNA from Zonotrichia leucophrys gambelii, 1370 nucleotides. It is a transcript of the gene POU4F2, whose product is annotated as POU class 4 homeobox 2. Bases 1 to 1242 code for a protein of 413 amino acids. The record is from RefSeq and is a predicted model, not a curated record. NCBI's taxonomy places the organism in Eukaryota, Metazoa, Chordata, Aves, Passeriformes, Passerellidae. Gene Ontology annotation, biological process: regulation of transcription by RNA polymerase II. The transcript is spliced from 2 exons. Gene Ontology annotation, molecular function: DNA-binding transcription factor activity, RNA polymerase II-specific; RNA polymerase II cis-regulatory region sequence-specific DNA binding.
AUGAUGAUGUCUCUGAGCAGCAAGCAGCCUUUCGGCCUCCCCCACGGCGGCGGCAGCGGCGGCGGCCUCCACGAAACCAAGUACUCGGCCCUGCACACCGCCUCGCCCUGUCCCUCCGCCGGCGCCGCCGCCCCCGCCGCCAGCUCCCCCAGCAGCACCGGCAGCGGCGGCUCCGCCGGACGCGGCUCCGGCUCCGGCCCCGGCGGCAGCGGCGGCUCCGGCUCCAGCUCGGGCUCCGGCCCCGGCGGCAGCGGCGGCGGCGCGGAGGCGAUGCGGCGGGCCUGCCUGCCCGCCCCUCCGAGCAAUAUAUUCGGCGGUCUGGACGAGAGCCUGCUGGCCCGCGCCGAAGCCCUGGCAGCGGUGGACAUCGUCUCCCCGAGCAAGAGCCACCACCACCACCCGCCGCACCACAGCCCCUUCAAGCCGGACGCCACGUACCACACCAUGAACACCAUCCCCUGCACCUCGGCCGCCUCCUCCUCCUCCGUGCCCAUCUCCCACCCGUCCGCCCUGUCGGGCACCCACCACCACCAUCACCACCACCACCACCACCACCACCAGCCGCACCAGGCGCUGGAGGGGGAACUCUUGGAGCACCUGACGCCGGGGCUGGCGCUGGGGGCCAUGGCGGCCCCCGACGGCGCCGUGGUCUCCACGCCGGGCCACGCUCCGCACAUGGCCGGCAUGAACCCCAUGCACCCGGCGGCGCUGGGCAUGGCCCACGCCCACGGGCUGCCGGCGCACAUGGGCUGCAUGAGCGACGUGGACGCCGACCCCCGCGACUUGGAGGCCUUCGCCGAGCGCUUCAAGCAGCGCCGCAUCAAGCUGGGGGUGACUCAGGCCGACGUGGGCUCGGCGCUGGCCAACCUGAAGAUCCCGGGGGUGGGCUCCCUCAGCCAGAGCACCAUCUGCCGCUUCGAGUCGCUCACCCUCUCCCACAACAACAUGAUCGCCCUCAAACCCAUCCUGCAGGCGUGGCUGGAGGAGGCCGAGAAGUCCCACCGCGAGAAGCUGGCCAAGCCCGAGCUCUUCAGCGGCGCGGAGAAGAAGCGCAAGCGGACCUCCAUCGCCGCCCCCGAGAAGCGCUCGCUGGAGGCCUAUUUCGCCCUGCAGCCCCGGCCCUCCUCCGAGAAGAUCGCCGCCAUCGCCGAGAAGCUGGACCUCAAGAAGAACGUGGUCCGCGUCUGGUUCUGCAACCAGCGCCAGAAGCAGAAGCGCAUGAAGUACUCGGCGGGCAUCUGAGCCCGGCGGCACCCGCAGCGCCAGCGCCGCCGCCGCCCACAGAAAACCCCAUAAACAACCGGAACAACAAAAAGGAAAGGAGGAAAACGACCCCAAACGACCCCAGCCCACCCCGCCGCCCGCCCCGC